AUCACUUGAUCUGAUACGUCAGUCUUUCGGCGUGCACGCCGUAAAUCAGAUAUCGCGGCUGUCCAGCGUAUGCGGCCAACAGUCCGUCUAACUCGCGCAAUUGGAUAAGCGCAAAGCAUUAUAGUCGACCAUUCGAGUAGCAGCUGUCGCGCCAUGGCCAAACACAAGAUUAAGGUCGGAAUCAUCGGAGGAUCUGGUCUCAGCGAUCCCGCCAACCUCAUCUUCAAGUACAAAUCGGAAAUCCCGCAGGAGGAUGCCAGGAACGAGUUCGGACGGCCCUCCAGUGCCCUUCAGGAGGGAACCAUCGCCGGGGUCGACGUUGUGCUGCUCUCUAGACAUGGGCCUGGCCAUAAGAUAACACCCACUUCCGUCAACUAUCGGGCAAACAUCGAAUCCCUCCGGCUGGCCGGCUGCACGCACAUUUUAGCCUCUACGGCCUGCGGUUCCCUGUCCGAGUCGAUAUCGAGGGGACAAUUGGUCAUUCCAGACAGCUUCAUCGACAGGACUAUACACAGGAAGGGUACUUUUUACGACGGCACUUCUCAGAACUAUCCUGGCGUCUGCCAUGUGCCAAUGGAACCAGCCUUCGACCCGCGCACCUCUCAAGUGCUGGAGGACGCGGCAGCGAAGAUUGGCGCUCCCGUCCGGAGAGGCGGCACCAUUGUAUCCAUAGAAGGCCCUCGUUUCUCAUCCAAAGCCGAGAGCAACAUGUUCCGCCAAUGGGGAGGACACUUGAUCAACAUGACCACAUGUCCGGAAGUCAUUCUGGCAAAAGAAGCUGGAAUGCUAUACGCCGCUGUUGCCAUUGCCACCGACUACGAUUGUUGGCGAGAUGCCACGGAUACCGUAUGCGCCGCUGACGUUUUAACAGUAUUCAAGAAGAAUGUUGGCAAAGUUACUCAGUUACUCGUUCAAGCUGUCGAAUUGCUUGGUCAAGAAAAGUGGGACGAUCACAUUGAUAGUUUGAAGAAUGUGCUGAAAACCAACAAUGUGUCUUCCCACUGAAAACAAGCAGAUGUGAUAUUAUUCUAAAUACAAACACUGACAAAAUUAUAAGUGCGUAUAUAUAUAUACACAUAUAUAUAUAUAUAUAUAUAUAUAUUAUACACGCGCACACACACGUGCACACGUGCACACGCGCACAUGAUUUUGUUGCGUCGUACGGUGUUAUGUGACAACUUUCCCGCCACAAAAAUCUUACGAAUUUUUUAUACUCUCUCGCGACGUCCUUUUUCACAUUUUGUCAGAAUAAAUAAUGCUAUGUUCAAAUGAAGAA
This is a messenger RNA of Nasonia vitripennis (jewel wasp), 1276 nucleotides long. RefSeq names its product S-methyl-5'-thioadenosine phosphorylase. The coding region runs from base 154 to 1005 and encodes 283 amino acids. Gene Ontology annotation, cellular component: cytosol. Gene Ontology annotation, molecular function: S-methyl-5-thioadenosine phosphorylase activity. Lineage: Eukaryota; Metazoa; Arthropoda; Insecta; Hymenoptera; Pteromalidae. The record is from RefSeq and is a predicted model, not a curated record. The transcript is spliced from 6 exons. Gene Ontology annotation, biological process: nucleoside metabolic process.